CUGCUGGCUCCUCCAUUCCCGCUCCGGCUGUCCCAAUUUCGGCGUACAAAGCGCGAGGGGGGCGGGCGCAGCCAGGCAGCCGCACGGCACUGCCUCCUCCUCCUCCUCCGGUCUUCGUCUUGCCCCUCCCUUGGCCUUGUCCUUGACCGCUCGGCACUAGCGCACUCUGCUCCUCGCUCGCUACCCACACACGCGGACCAGCCACCGCCGCCCAGCGGGAGCAGAGAUUACGGCGGUGAGGGAGGGGGAAAGGCGCAGUCUUUGGCUUGCCGGUGGCCGGUGACAGAAGAAGCCAUGGCUCCGAGCUGCUACGACGCGGUCGCGUCCAUGCUCCUGUGCGCCGAGGAGCACAGCAGCAUCCUGUGCCUGGACGAGGAGGACGACGUGGCGUCGGAGGAGGUGGCGGCGGGGAGGAAGAGGGGCCGGUCGCCGGGCUGCGCGGACGGUUUCGGCGCGGAUUUGUUCCCGCCGCAGUCGGAGGAGUGCGUCGCCGGGCUGGUGGAGCGGGAGCCGGAGCACAUGCCGAGGUCGGACUACGGCGAGCGGCUGCGCGGCGGCGACGGCGUCGAUCUCUGCGUCCGCCGCGAGGGCGUCGAUUGGAUUUGGAAGGUCUACACAUACUACAACUUUGGUCCUGUUACUGCCUACCUGGCUGUGAACUACCUUGAUCGUUUCCUCUCACGGUACGAGCUGCCGGAUGGCAAGGACUGGAUGACGCAGCUGCUCUCCGUUGCGUGCCUCUCUCUGGCCGCCAAGAUGGAGGAAACCUUUGUCCCACAAUCCUUGGACCUUCAGGUUGGAGAUGCCCUGUAUGUGUUUGAGGCGAAGACGAUCCAGAGAAUGGAGCUGCUUGUUCUAAGCACCCUCAAUUGGAGGAUGCAGGCCGUAACCCCCUUCUCCUACCUGGACUACUUCCUAGACAAGCUCAACGGCGGCACUCGGGCUCCAAGAAGCUGGCUCUUUCAGUCGGCAGAGCUUAUCUUGUGUGCAGCUAGAGCAGGCACCGGUUGCAUAGGCUUCAGGCCUUCAGAGAUCGCCGCCGCCGUGGCAGCCGCCGUGGUCGGAGAAGCGGGCGUCGUCGCAGGCAUUGAAACCGCCUGCGCCCAUGUCGACAAGGAGCGGGUGUUGCGGUGCCAGGGCGCGAUCCAGUCCAUGGCGACCCCGGCCAUGAACACUGUGCCACCGAAACCUGCAAGCGGCAGGGCCUCCCCGGCGCCGCAGAGCCCUGUAGGGGUGCUGGACGCUGGCUGCCUGAGCUACAAGAGCGACGACGAUGGCGCGGCAGCGGCGACUGUUGCCCCACAUGGGGCUACCUCCUCCCCGGUGACCAGCAAAAGGAGAAAAAUCACCAGCAGAUGAUGGCUCGCCCUGACCGGUCAAAGUGCGUGCCCAAUGAUCAGAGCGAAUUGACAAGUCUGCUUUUGGUUUCUUUUUUUUUUUACCGAGCCAAUCAUCUUGAUGAGGAAAAAGGUCAAAUGCUGCUGUGUGAGAUGGAGGCGGAAAGGAGGGCGUUUUGACACGACGAGAGGGCAAGAAGUUGAUGAAUAAAGAUGUGAGGUGGACAACACCUAAAUUGCUGAGCUUUUUGUGUGGAGGGGUAGACAGCAGGCACAAAGGGGGCGAACCAUGGCUUUGCAGGAGCACAAAGCUGGAGGAGAUCGAUGAGAUGAUGAUGGUCAGAAUAAUGGGUGGUGAAGGGACCAGGCCGUAGGCAAGAUGUACAAGAACUAGGCACUAAACCUGCUUGUGUUGGAGAGUUGGAUAAGUUGUUUGCAGUAGUUUCUAGCAUUCUUUUUUUUUCAUUUCAUUGUGAAGAGAAAAUGUAGGUGAAAAUGAAAAAUAUUUUGUGACAAAAAAAAUUCUUGAUCCAAGACUAAUAAAUUAACAGGGUAGCAUAAGAAAA
This is a messenger RNA of Panicum virgatum (switchgrass), 1903 nucleotides long. RefSeq names its product cyclin-D4-2-like. Bases 295 to 1359 code for a protein of 354 amino acids. Gene Ontology annotation, molecular function: cyclin-dependent protein serine/threonine kinase regulator activity. The transcript has 6 exons. Gene Ontology annotation, cellular component: cyclin-dependent protein kinase holoenzyme complex; nucleus; cytoplasm. The record is from RefSeq and is a predicted model, not a curated record. Gene Ontology annotation, biological process: mitotic cell cycle phase transition; regulation of cyclin-dependent protein serine/threonine kinase activity. Lineage: Eukaryota; Viridiplantae; Streptophyta; Magnoliopsida; Poales; Poaceae.